Moneuplotes crassus is the source of this 459-nucleotide messenger RNA. The record is from the annotation of a GenBank genome assembly. Lineage: Eukaryota; Ciliophora; Spirotrichea; Euplotida; Euplotidae.
AUGUUUAAAUCGUGAUGUGGGAAGAAGGUGAAGAAGCAUAAGCCAUAUAGCCAGACUAAGAAAGUAGAAGCAAUCCUGAAGGAUAUCAGUAAGGCUAAUAAGUCAAUUCAAUUGAUCACUCUACUUGAUCCUGAAAAGCAAAUUGUUGCAGGGUAUGUCCAGAGUCUCUCGACAGGAAUUAGUGAAGACAAGGUUUUUGAUGAAAUGAUGAAAAGAAUUCUCGGGUUUAAGGACUCCUGAGAUUCUAUGGCAAAACAAAUAGGGUUUGACUAUAGUGGUGAGAUCUAUCUAAAAGGCAAAAAUUCUAUUGUCCUCCUCUCACCAAUCGAAGAAUACACACUAGCUUUUUAUUUCGAAAUGAAUGAACUAAAAGUUGAGUUCUUUGACUGAGAACAUUUCAUCGCAACUCUUGAUGAUUUCAUAGUUAAUCUACAAAAGCUAAUGACUGGCGCAGCUUAA